ACAGACAGACAGACAGCUGAACCAAAACAACACUUCACUUCAAGUCUACGCAAGAGAAAGACUCUUGAUCAAUUGGGGAAAUUAAGAUUAAGCCCCCGUAUGAUUUCAAUGGCAGCAGCAGCAGUUGAGAAAGAAACAAUAUGGAAAGCUCAUGGAGCAUUAGUGAUGGUACAGAUGUUAUACGGAGGUUAUCAUAUCAUAACAACUAUUGCUCUCAAUGUUGGUAUCAAUCAGAUUGUAUUCUGUGUUUAUCGUGAUCUUAUUGCUCUUUCUAUACUCGCACCUGUUGCUUACUUUCGCGAGAAAAGGAUUCGUCUUCCUAUCAAUUCUCAGCUGCUAAUCUCAUUCUUCUUCCUCGGAUUAACUGGGGUAUUUGGGAAUCAGCUGUUGUUCUUAAUGGGGCUUGGCUAUACAAAUCCAACUUAUGCUGCUGCUGUUCAACCUGCAAUCCCUGUGUUUACUUUUGUUUUUGCUGUUUUCAUGGGUACAGAAACAGUGAACUUGCUCAAAAUCGAAGGCCAACUCAAGGUGGGCGGCACACUAGUAUGUGUUUCUGGAGCUAUACUAAUGGUUUUAUUCAAGGGCCCAGCCAUAUUCGGAGACGACGGCGAUACAUCGUUGCAUGGAGCAGCAACAAGUGACAUAAUUGCUCAAGCUCAACCAGAACCUGAUGGAUUGUUCAUAUCUGGUUUAUUGGAACUUGGCCUUAGCCAAUUUCGUAUUGGGAUGUUUUGCUUACUCGGAAACUGCAUGUGCAUGGCUACUUAUCUAUCCUUACAGGCUCCGCUGUUAUUGAAGUAUCCUGCCAGCUUAUCGGUCACUGCAUAUUCAUACUUUUUUGGUGCAAUGCUAAUGGUUGUUGCUGGAUUAUUUUCAACCAACGGAAAUACUGUCUGGACUUUAACGCAAUCUGAGUUAAUUGCAGUUUUAUAUGCUGGAAUUGUUGCAUCUGCUGUUAACUAUGGAAUCUUGACAUGGUCUAAUAAGAUUUUGGGACCAGCGCUGGUGGCUCUCUACAACCCCCUUCAACCUGCUGCAUCUGCUUUGUUGUCAAGGAUUUUCCUGGGAAGCGCUAUUUAUCUUGGAAGCAUUGCAGGUGGAUUUUUAAUCAUUGCUGGACUGUAUAUGGUAACCUGGGCAUCCUACAGAGAGAGACAAGCAUUAGCUGGGAUAAUCAGUCAUGUCAACCGUGAUGUGGAACCUCUUAUCCACAGAGAUUUACCACUCAACAAGGUUUCCUACCAGAAAGGACACAUUUUCUCGGGCCCCUCUACCACAUCACUGAAAGCCAAAGAUUGAGGAACACAAAGCAUAUCGAUGUUGUCUGUUUCUAAAUUUUUUUCUCCUCGUUUGGCAUCAGCUGAAGACUGAGCUGAAGAUUCUUACAAGCUGCUCAAGGCCAACUCAAACGUAUCUCAACAGCUCACAGAAGCGCUUACUGAAUGAAGAGGUUUAACAGAAGCUAGGUUGGCGACCUCCAGCUUCAGCGUCAACCUGCUGUACUUACAUUUCCAGUUCUUGUUAAAAUUUAGAUGCUAGGUAGAGUUCUAAAGUUGAAACUUGGUGCCGGACAACAGUGUCCAAUGCGUUUAGUCGGUCAUUUUUCAGUUAUCAUACAAGUUGCAGCAAACCAGAAAUUUUCAAUGUAGUCAUACUAAUAAACAGACAGAUUCUAUUUCUUGGAAUGACUUUAUAAAGCUGGAUUUAUACAAACAGCUCAGGCCAGAUGACUUUGAAGAUGAAAUCCCUGUACAAGGCCUCUGAAUGAACAAAGAUUCAUGGUUUUAGUACAUGGAAGAGGGAGCACAUAUCGGCCAUUUGUAGAUCCCAUAUAAUUCAAUUGAUGAAAUGAAAUGUGAAUAUCCUGU
Papaver somniferum (opium poppy) is the source of this 1868-nucleotide messenger RNA. Its product is annotated as WAT1-related protein At4g19185-like. The coding region runs from base 100 to 1299 and encodes 399 amino acids. Gene Ontology annotation, cellular component: plasma membrane. The record is from RefSeq and is a predicted model, not a curated record. Gene Ontology annotation, molecular function: transmembrane transporter activity. NCBI's taxonomy places the organism in Eukaryota, Viridiplantae, Streptophyta, Magnoliopsida, Ranunculales, Papaveraceae. The transcript is spliced from 7 exons.